UACACACACACUACUAGACGGAUCCAAGCCAGCAAGUCCAGAAAGGAAAGGAAGGCCGCGGAGCGGCGAAUAAAGAAAAAGAGAAAGCCCCCAGCCAUUAUUGCCAUUGGCUGCCUGGUCUUGGUCGACGUCGUGUGGAUCGCCUUUGGCUUGCUUGUCGUCGGAUUCUACCUUCUCUCGCUCUCUCCUUCCUUCCUUCUGUCUGUUUCACUGGGUUCUUCUGGUGCCUCACUCACUCCUUCCGGGUGAACUAUUUUGGAUCGUCAGCCCGCCCAAGGCAUUGCCGAGCCGUGAACCGCCUCUACCCAUCAUCUCCGGAUAUCGAUUGGGCGUGUUAAGUGAAUGGAUUGAUCGAUUGUUGGUUCUGAUUAUGUGUCCGAUGGUUGUUGCUUUGAGUAGUAGUGGUCGUUGUUGUUGUUGUUGUUCGUUGUUUUCCCUGAGCGAAUCGAGUGGCAAGAUUGGUUCUUCUGGGUUGGUGCUCAGAAGAUGGUUUUGUCGUGUCUGAGCAAGCUCAAAGAUUGGAUUGUUUGGUCUUGGACGUAUCUCUGGGCAUUCUGGUUUCUCCUCGUCGUGUUCGUCUUAUAUUAUCUCCGAGGCCCGCUUAAGAUUGGUGAAAACGUGGGCAUGGCGACCAUGUUCCUCUCCACCCUCACGCCCAAAUUCUAUGUGGCUUUAACGGGCACGUCUUCCCUCAUCUCGGGACUGAUCCUCAUCUUCGAAUGGUGGUACUAUCGACGUUAUGGCACUUCGUUCAUCGAGCAAGUGAGUCUGAAUCAUAUCAGUCCUUGGUUGGGCGGGGGUGAUGCCAAUGAGAAUGGCUUGGCUACCACUGGAGGUUUGGGUAGCCCGGGUGGAGGCGGGUCGAAUCCCGUGCCCGAGUGUAAAGUCUGGCGAAAUCCCCUGAACCUAUUCCGCGGCGCCGAGUAUCAACGCUUUCAAAGCGAAACGAAGAAAGAACCCCUAACCUACUACGACAUGAACUUAUCCGCUCAAGACCACCAGACCUUUUUCACUUGUGAAGCUGAUGCGGGCAAACCCGAGUAUGAAUUGAUGCAAACAGCUUGGCGCGAACGCGUGCCUGAAACUCGGAUCAAGGCUGCCAAGGAAGCGAUUGCCAUGAAUUCGGAUUGUGCCACGGGUUACAUCCUUCUGGCGGAAGAAGAGGCUCAUGACAUCUUGGAAGCAGAAUCCAAGUUCAAGGAGGCGUACAGGAUAGCCGAGCAGAAUCACCGGCGAUCCCAGCAACUCCAGCAUCAGAACUCCAUGUUAGAAUCCCAGCAUCGUCGCGACACCAACGUCAUGAUCUACAUCAGACGGCGAUUGGCCAUGUGUGCGAGGAAACUGGGCAAGCUGAAAGAGGCGGUGAAAAUGUUCAAGGAUCUCACCAAAGAAGUCCCCCCCAUCAUGAACGUCCUGAACAUCCACGAGAACCUCCUGGAAGCGCUACUCGAAUUGGGCAGCUACGCGGAUGUCCAAGCCGUGUUGGCCAAAUACGACGACUUCUCGCUGCCCAAGUCCGCCGCCAUCUGCUACACAGCCGCCCUCCUGAAAGCCCGCUCCGUGGCCGACAAGUUCUCGCCGGACGUGGCGUGCAAGCGCGGGCUAUCGGGCUCCGAGGUGUCGGCCGUGGAGGCCAUUCACCGCGCCGUCGAGUUCAAUCCGCACGUGCCCAAGUAUCUGCUGGAAAUGAAGCGCCUCAUCUUGCCGCCCGAGCACAUCCUCAAGCGCGGCGACUCCGAGGCCAUCUCCUACUCUUUCUUUCAUCUCCAGCAUUGGAAAAGGGUGGACGGUGCCCUGAAUUUACUACAUUGCACGUGGGAGGGCACGUUUCGACUCAUUCCCUACCCGCUCGAGAAGGGCCAUCUGUUCUACCCGUACCCGAGUUGUACCGAGUGUGCGGAUAAGGAGCUCUUGCCCAUCUUUCACAAGGUGUCCGUUUACCCGAAGAAGGAGUUGCCAUUCUUCAUCCUGUUCACGGCCGGACUCUGUACUUUCACGGCCCUCUUGGCCUUGCUGACCCAUCAGUACCCGGAUUCGAUGGGCACAGUGGCCAAGACCGUGCUCGUGUGGAUUGCCACGCCCAUCCAGUACAUCAUCGAGAAAUCCGAGGCGUUCUUUCCCACCGGGAUUUUUCCUCAUUUCACCCACAAGUGAACAUGAUUAUAUCAUCAUCACAUCCUAAUCAUCGUCCUCUCAAAACCUACCCGUUGUGUCGGCGUCUCGACCGACCUCCGGGUGGAUUGAGGCGCUCUCCCCCCUAUCUGUAAACUUCAGUAGGAUCGAGACCCGUCUACCUUGAUCGACCCCCCCCUCCCCCCCCUCGAUUCUGCCGAACCCAAAAAUAUAUCUGUGUACCGAUCGA
Molecule: messenger RNA, 2362 nt
Organism: Tigriopus californicus
Lineage: Eukaryota; Metazoa; Arthropoda; Copepoda; Harpacticoida; Harpacticidae
Product: protein ST7 homolog
Exons: 5
Coding region: 487-2154 (555 amino acids)
Molecular function (GO): protein binding
Source: RefSeq, a predicted model, not a curated record